Aspergillus pseudonomiae is the source of this 2158-nucleotide messenger RNA. RefSeq names its product fungal specific transcription factor domain-containing protein. The record is from RefSeq and is a predicted model, not a curated record. Gene Ontology annotation, biological process: DNA-templated transcription. Bases 449 to 2092 code for a protein of 547 amino acids. The transcript is spliced from 11 exons. Gene Ontology annotation, molecular function: DNA binding; zinc ion binding. NCBI's taxonomy places the organism in Eukaryota, Fungi, Ascomycota, Eurotiomycetes, Eurotiales, Aspergillaceae.
GCUUCAUUCGCGGCUCUCGCAUGUUUGCGAUGCGUGCAAGGCGCGCAAGAUUAGGUGCAAGAAAACAUCGGAUCAUUCAGAGGGCUGCGAUAAUUGUCACAAGAAAGGGCAUACUUGCAUCUACAGUCCCUUGAAGAGGAGAUUCAAGUCUCAAGAUCUGAGUCCACGGCAUCGGAACCUGCGCCAAUCUCAAGGGACUACCCGUGAUCUGUCGGAGACAAGGACAUUGGGAGUUGCUACGGCGCUGUCCUCCGCUCCGUCCGGCGGAAACCCUUCACAAGAUGGUAGAGACGAGUUAACCUGGACACGAGUUCCUGAUCCCGUUCAAGGAUUCUCACAUCGACCUCUCUACGUGGACCAAUUGCUUCAAACUCGGCAGUCAACCGGACGCACCCAGAACGCUUCGUUUAUCUUAGGAGCCGACGAGAACUAUUUGGCCAGCUCAAGCAUGAGUUUCUUCUCCGACAGCCGAUUAGACGCUCUUUCGGCAUGUCUAGGUAACAAUGCACUCAGGUCUCUUAUUUCGAGAAUAUCUGGCAUGGUCAACUCCCGUGUGCAAGUGCUCAAUCGCAACUUCAGACCGUCUAGUAUUUGGAACCGACUGGGCGAGAUUCCCGUUCUAUCACCCGGAAGAGCACGCCAUCUCAUUGAAAUCUACUUUGAGAAUAUCCACCCUCUAUACCCCUUUCUGGACCGUCACGAAUUCGAGGCCAGGGCAUUUUCACCCACUUUGGAUGAUGAUCUUGCUAAUGAUGUGGCUUGGGCAGCUUUGUAUCACACCGUGCUAGCUUUAGGUUGCGAAUUCAAUGGUGGAGGCUCAUUCGCACCUGGUGAAGGCGAAGCCUGGAGUCUUUUCAAGGUCGCACUUGAUCUUUACCCAAGGGUGUUGCUACUAAAUACAGACCUUCUAGAAGUUCAGUCAAUUACGGCCAUGGCCAUAUUCUGUCUCAACAUGUCGGGCACUCAGAUAGAAGGGAAAAUUCUAUCCGAGGCAGCAAGGGUUGCCCAGCGCGCAUUCUUAAACAAAGCAUCUACCGGCAGUGACGCUACAAUUCGUAGCCGUGUUUUCUGGGUAGUAUAUUACAUUGAAAAAACAGUAUCGUUUCAUACUGGUUGUACCUCGUUUAUUGUCGACUGCGAUAUUGGCUCGCCCAUACCUUUAAUUGAAGAGGCAAUCUUCGAGGAUUUUGACUGGUUUUUCACUUCAAUAAAGUUCGCAAGACUCUACUCGCGCAUAUUCACUGAGCUGUUCUCUAUAACUGCAACAAAGAAUUCAAGGACGACAUAUCUCAGCACAAUAUCUGAGUUCGAAGAGCUCUUGGAGCAACAAUGUCAAGCAAUCCCACCUCGAUUCCGACCUGGUGUUAAGUUGCGACCGCAGGCAUUUUCACAUCCCUGCGGACUUAACGCCGCUCUUCGGGUUCACUACCACUACCAUGAGCUCAAGAUAGCUCUUCAUCGCUUGAAGCUGCAUGUUACUCGUGACCAAAUUGCUCCCCGGCCGUCAUCGGACAUGGCUGGCAUUAUGAACUCAGCGCGUGCCGUAAUUGAAAUCACUCGAGUCAUUCAGCAAGAACCGUCCACACCGUUCUUCGUUAUCUUCUUCAUGCCGUUUACGGCCUUGUUCAUCUUAUUCGAUCAAAUCAUCCAAGAUCCAAACCACGAAGAUACUCACGGCAAUCUCGCCUUACUCGAAAGUGUGACUGGCUACUUCAGCGCCCUUGAAUAUGCCACGAAUGGGUAUUUACCAGGCUCCAUGCUGAUGCCGUUUGCCUCUAUUGCUCGGCAAUUUCACUCUACUUCCCAUGCCUCUCGUGGGGACAAUGUCAGCAAUGAAAACAGUGACAAGGGCACUACUUCUGAACAGUCCACGACAGAAAUGCUGGGCGUGGAUCCAUCCACACAUAGCCAACAAAUACCCUGGGAGGUCGUUGCCUCUCAGCCGAAUAUUGACUACUCAUCUCAAAUCUUGUCAUCAGUUCCUUCGAAUAAUUUCAUGUUAUCGGACAGCAGGCUCACUCCUGGUUUGGAGAUCAUGGAUCUCUUUUGUGGUCCUGCUCAUGGCGCUGAUUUCUUUUUCCCUCCAAAUUGAUGAAUUCAUUGGAGACUGGUUCAGAUUGUAUCACAAACCAACUUUGGAUGAUUCGAAAGACCAAUC